GGAUGAGAGAGAGAGAGACUCCCUGAGCAAUGGAAAUGUACCGUUCCUGGAUGAGGAAAGGCUGCUAUAUUUUUUAGUGGACCCUACUUCAAAACCUUGCAUCAUAAUCACACCUGAGUUCACAAUGUUGUAAUGAACGACAAUUGCGAUGGCGAUGCCAAUAUUUUUGUUCCUUUUAUUUUCCUUCUAUUCGAUUUCGUCUGUUCAGUAGUCACCACAAGAUAUUGUUCCUUUUAUUUUCCUUCUAUUCGAUAUUUGUGCUGUGUGAUUCGUUCCCCACCCUGCUUUGCGAGACAGAAAACAGAGAAGAACGGGACAGGGUAUCGACGAGAGGGAGUCGCCAAGAGAUUAGCGACCAUGCAGCGCUGCAAUCACAAUGGAGGGGGGAGGGCGGAGUGGAAUCUGAUGAAGGCGGUCCGGAAAGCGGUGCUGACAGGAACGUUUAUGCCAGGGGGGACAGCGGGGCAGAGCAUGGGGGGCGAGAUUAGUUUGAGAGUGAAUCAGGAGAUGGCGAGAGUGUAUGUCACGUACCUGCGCGCGCACGCAGUAUUGAUCCAAUUCGAGGGUCCGCUGAGACAAUUCUCGUCGGAACUGAAGGUAGAUCUCGUCGGCCAGUGGGAGGGCACAUGGCCACGACUCGCGAGAGGACGAUUCAACGGGAGGAUGACUGCGGAGGGGCCCGCAACGAUCCUCUAUUGGGCACCAUCGGCGAUGUUUGAGAACGUGGUUGGUGGAAACUCGACGGCAACGGUCAUGGAUCGGUUAUCAUGGCUGCACCUGCCNNNUUUUGUCGGGUCUCAUGAAAAGCACAUCGAUGAUGCCUUGGGUUGGACGGCAGCGGUCAUGGAUUGGUUGUCAUGGCUGCACCUGCCGUUUUCUGUCGGGUCUCAUGAAAAGCACAUCGAUCAGGCCUUGGGUUGACGGUCGACAAGAAGUUACGUCAGAGAGACUAGUGAGUUGCAUGAGGGUGACCACUUUGCUCACGUCUCGAGGGACGACGUGAGUGAGAGAGAUGCACAUGGUCGAGAUGAGGUUGAAGAGGAAGCACAUCGCGAAGCAGCAGAUAAUGCGAGAGAAGACGUUGAAAUGGGAAUAAGCGAAAAGAGAGAAGAUGUUGGGAUAAAUGUUGAAGGAGAAGUGAAUGAGGAUGAGAAAUUUGACGAAGGAGGAGGAAUAAAGAAAGGGGAUGACGAAGGGAACAAAUAUCAUGAACGAGAAGGGGGAGAUAGAGGGCAAGGUGGUGUCGAAUGGGGAAAAGAUGAUGCAAUGAACGACACGGAGAAAAAGAAAUACCAUCAUGAAGAAAAAGCAGAGGAAGAGAAGGGCGACGAUGAAGACAAAACGAAUGAUGAAGAAAGAGGUGAAGUAGACGUAAGUGAGGAAGCAGAGGAGGAAGAGAAAUGUGGCAAUAAAGAGAAAGCAGGUGAGAAGGCAAAAAGUGACAAUGAAGAGGAGAUGCAUGAUAACGAAAAAGGAUUUACAACCGAAGGUGAAAAAGAAGAAGGGGUGAAAAAUCAUAAUGAAAAAAAUACGAACGAGGAAGAGAAAAGUGACGACGAAGAGAAAAUGGAUGAGGAUAAAAGAGGAGACAGGGGCGAAUGUGAAAAAGAAGAAGGGGAGAAUGAAUGGGGUGUUGAAGGAUAUACAGAGGAUGAGGAGGAGAACGAGGAUGAUGAAAAUGAAAACAACGGAGAGAAGUUUGUGGAAAGAGGAAGUAGUAAGAAGGGAGGUGAAAAAGGUGAAAGUGAAACAGAAAAAAAUUUCAAGUAUGAAACAGAGCGAGGGAGGAGGAAGGAAAGAAUCGAAGAUCGGGAAGAGGUGAUGAGAAAAUCAAUGGAAAGUGAUGAGAACAAAGAUGAUGAUCAAAUUCUUUCUGCAGCAGAGGACAGGGAUGAAGAAAAUACAAGUUCUUUGUCGCGAAGUUCGGAAGAGAGAGAGGAACGAAGAGGGAUACAAGAGUCGAGGAUAGAGGGAGGAGAACGUGAGGGGGAGGAAAGCACACCACGCGCAAGUCUACGUCUCGAAACUCAAAACACCGAGAAAGAAACUUGCGUAGAAUCAAGUGAAGAGGAGGAGGAGGAGGAUGAAAAUGAAAACAAGGGGGAGAAAUCUGUGGAAAGAGAAAGUAGUAAGAAGGGAGGUACAGAGCGAGGGAGGAGGAAGGAAAGAAUCGAAGAUUGGGAAGAGGUGAUGAGAACAUCGAUGGAAAGUGAUGAGAAUAGAGAUGAUGAUCAAAUCCUUCCUGGAGCAGAGGACAAGGAUGAAGAAAAUAUAGGUUCUUUGUCGCGAAGUUCGGAAGAGAGAGAGGAACGAAGAGGGAUACAAGAGUCGAGGAUGGAGGGAGGAGAACGUGAGGGGGAGGGAAGCACACCACACGCAAGUGAACGUCUCGAAACUCAAAACACCGAGAAAGAAGCUUGCGUAGAAUCAAGUGAAGAGGAGGAGGAUGAAGAAGGUAUAAGAAAUGCAGGCGUGGAGGAUAUUACAGAUAUAUGCCAUGAUUGGGUGGAUACACGCUCGCACUUUCGUGGUGAGGAGAAUGUUAACCAGGAGGAUCACGACAUGGUCCCUGCAUAUUUGCAGCUGGACUUCGAGAAAUACGAAUUCGACAAUUUGCGAUCCGGGAUAAAACAUUUGGACGGAAUUCGGGACAUGUCACCGAGAGCUGUGUUUUUUAGAUUGUGGCCACAAGAGGUUUUCGACAUGAUCAUGAAAGAAACGAAUGAGUACGCAGAGCGUCGGCUAGAAGCGGUGAGGAGAGAAUCUAGGAAACCAAGGACAUGGAGACCGACGGAUAGGUUAGAAAUGCUAGCAUUUUUCGGUCUCGUGAUAGCAAUGGGUUUUAAUCGAUUACCGAAUAUGAACGACUAUUGGCGUACCGGAGCAUGUGGAGUGGUGACGUAUACCGAUUUCGGAAGAGUGAUGAGCAAAACUCGGAUAGAGAUGACAGAUGCAGGAGGGGCAAGCACUUUUGCAGAUGGUGGAAGAAAAUUGAAAAAAGUUGACGGUGAAAAAGUACAAGUCAAAGUGAUGGAAAGUGGAGGGGGAAGAGGAGGUGGCACAAGAAGAGUCAGAGACAUAGGAGGCGGAGUGGGAAGAGGACGGAACGAGACUGCAGGUGAAGGGGGAAGAGGAGCAGCAAGAGAGGAAGCAAGUGGAAGGGGAAGAGGAGCGAAAGACACAACUGGCGGAGUGGGGAGAGGAAGAGUAAAAGAGGGAGUAGGUGGAGUGGGACAGGGCAGAGGAGGCAGUACAUCAAACACCCGCCCACAAAGAACUCAAAUUGAGAGGGGAAAAAUGCCAUCGAUGGGGGAGGAGGAGGAGGAGGAGGAGGAGCAAAAAAAAGAGAAAGAAAAGAAAUCGGGGGACUCGUUGACUCCAGUACAGCUGGCAAACCGAGCUCACACGACGAUUACAAAUAUCAAACGAGAUGUGAAUGAAACCUAUGGGAUGGUGAAAGAUUUGGAGAAGAAGCGGAAAGAAGAGGUGGGCAGAUCGAAAAAGUUUGCCCAGGUGACGAGAGACAAGGUGGAUGAUCUGCAAGAAAACUGGAACGAGGAGGUGGUGAAAUUGAGAAACAUGUACGAACAAAAAUGGAAAAAAAAAAAAAAAUGGAUAAAGAAAGAUUUGGAGGCGAGAGGUGAGGAGAGAAGAAGAGCAUACGAGGAGGGAAUGAAAGAAGUGGGGGAAAAGUUGGAAGCAGUAAAAGAGAAAAUGAAAGAGAUCGAGGAGAAGGAAUUGGAGUUGGAGAAAAGGGAAGCGGAGGUGAAAAAAAAAGAAGGGAAAAUGAUGGAGUGUGGAACUGAAGAGGUUAAAGCUGCAGGCGAGCGGGAAGUCUUUGUGGCACAAUCAGCAGAGAAAGGAGAUGGAAAGGAAGAGGUGAUGAAACUCCUUGCAGAAAAGGUGGAAAGUUUGCAGAUGUCAAUCACGCAAAUGAAGGAAGGGGGAAAAGGGGUAGGGAAAAAAAUGCAAAACAAACAGAAAAGAAGGUGGGAACAUGCAAAGGGAAGAGAAGGGAGAAAAGAAGAAGCAGAGAAAAAAGAAGAAGAGGAAGAGAAAGGAGGAAGGAGUAUGCAAACAGGAAGGGGAGAGGAGGAAAAAGUGGCAAAGCGACGAAAAUCGAAUCGCGACUUAAAAAGGGAAGAAUGGAUCAGCAGGAAGUUUUGUUGGUAUUGCGAGGCGCAUGGCCACGCACCUCCCGUGCACUGUGAUGACCUUCGUUUUGAUAAGGAGAAAGGGUAUGUAAAGCAUGCAACCCAAGAGAACGGUCGUAGCGAUGGAACAACGCAUCGGCUCAUUGCAAUGAACUUGGAGGAGUUUGCAAUUCGCGCUUGCGAGAUUUGGGAGCCGGUUGUGCGUAGCGAACCGAAUUUUGAGGAGAUGGAUUACAUUGUACCCCCUAGUUCUAGCGAUGUGGAGGGUGGCAUACCCUCUGGCGGGGGGGGGGAAUACGAGAGAGGGAGAAGGGUCGAGGCAGAUGAUGAAGACAGGGGGAUAGAGGCAGAGUUCGAAAGGAGACGGAGAGGGGAUGUUGGACCUUUACACGAGGCGGAAGGUGAUGAAGGAAGGGAUGAUGAUGAACGGAGAAGCAGACAAGGACGGAACGAGGGGGAAACAGGAAUAGAUGCAAACGCACAUGGAAGACUGAAUGAGGUACGUUCACAAGAGAACAUCGUCGAAAUGACGGCGGAGGAAGCGCCGUUGGAAAGAAAUAGGGGCAGGAGACGCAUCCGAAGGGAACCCGUAGAUGCCGUGGCAGAAGGUGCUCGGAUGCCAGAAGAGGAAGGUCCGUGCCCGAUUUUAAAAGAACAUGCUGUAACGUGGAAACCCCAUAUAUACAGCUUGUUAGGAAGGUCGACGAGCAGGGAGAUAGUAGCAGCGGUUGCGGCCAUGGAAAACGAACGGUGCACGAAUUGUCAAAAAAAACAUCCGAGAUUGUCAGAUGGAAUGCGGGACCGGACUAUUGGGGUCAGGAUCGCUCAGGUUGAUGGAAUCGAAACAGAGCAGUACAAAGAAGUACAUAAACUGCUCAUGAAGGUUAUAAAGGACACUGAAAUUAUCGGAGUGGAGGGUGCGAAAGUGCAUUUAGACACUUUCUAUGAUGAUGGGUUUGGAAGGAUUGUCGCGGGCGUGUAUGUCUUGAGGGGGGAAAUAUGUUCUAUAGAUAUUGCGUCGAUGUUGGCGAGAAAGGGCUUGGUCUUCGUGCAUCCGACUCUCUGCCUGCGUACACAGUUGCACAUAGAGCAAACAAAUUCCAGAUCCGUCGCAGAAAAUUUCUUGAAGAAAGUCAAUGAAGGAGCGAACGACGAAAACAUCCCACGGGAAAGAAGUGAAAAAACAUUUGACCACGUAGUAAGGACGUGGUUUCAAUUGAAGAAGAACUACUCGAGAGAGUUGAGCUUGAAGGACUGCGUACAGAAGUUCGAAGAAGAAGGUGCAAGGUAUACCAGUGACGUCAUCGAUUUCGUGAACUUGAAUAUGUGGAAGGGCAUGCAGCGACCGUGGGUGUACAAAAAAAAGAAGGCGCAACGGCUAGAAAACACGGGAAAGACGACUCGGAAGGCGAGAAAAUUGAUGAGUCAUUCACAAAGAGAAUCCUGGAGCUGCAAACGAAGACGGAAAAGAGAGAAUGACCGAGGCAGGCGGAGAUCAUUUGAAGGUUGCACAAACGAAGAUGAGGAUUCCGAGGAAGAAGACGAGGAGGAGGCAGAAGGAGAAGAAGAGGACGAUGUAUAAGCGAGAAUUCUAAAUGCUGAGAGGAAGGAGAGAUACGCACGUAGCAAAGCCCGUCCUUUGUACAGGAGGAGAUGCGAGAGGAGGGAUAAAAUCGGUGUAAGGAGGUUCCAACAUAGAGGAGAGUAAUUAUCGUUAUAUUCGUGACGAAAGAGAAAUGCGCAACGAGGAAACAAAGAGGAUAUUUCGAU
Messenger RNA from Chara braunii, 5924 nucleotides. Lineage: Eukaryota; Viridiplantae; Streptophyta; Charophyceae; Charales; Characeae. The record is from the annotation of a GenBank genome assembly.